GCAGGAUGGGUCUGGGAAAAGUGCGGAGAGGAAAGAGGGCUUGGAUAGGGAAGGGAAGGGGGCUGGGAAGAUGAGGAAGGAAGAGAGUGUGGAGAGGGAGGUUGCUGCGAGUGAGGAGGUGUCGAUGACGACUGGGGUACACAAUCAUGGAGAGGAUGUGAUGGUUCAUGUCGAUGGCUCACAUGGGAAGGCGCGAUUGGAAAGGGAAUACCACGAGGGCCAUGAAGCUGACGAAGAUCACUGCAACAACGGCAAAUAUGAAGAUGAUGAAGAAUACUACGAGGACGAUGAAGACUUCUACGACGAAGGCGAGGACGAACAAUGGGACGAAGUCUCAUUGGGGCCCCCCAGUUCCCCCAACAUCCUCCGGGAGGCACCACUCCCGUCCCUAAACUUCACGCCCAACGCCAAUCCAACAAAUCCAUCAUCAGCAUCAACGAAAGCAGCAAAGCAGAAAAAUUGGCUCCAUCGCCUUCCACCAUCCACGCCAAUUGCCAGCUCAUCACCCCAACCGGAAGCCGAAGACAUCGACAACACUUUCCCCCGCACGGGCGGCGGUCGUCCCUUGAACGCACCCCUCCCAGCCAUUCUCGACGGGCCCCGCACAGGUCGGCCUUCAUCCCCGGGAUACCAGACGCCGUAUUCCAAGGCGGGAUUCGCGGCCGCUUCAACUUCGAGUGCCAGGUUCGCCAGUCUGGCGCGCACAAGGCCAGAUGAGUUUGUGAGGCUGCAGAGGGAGGGGAUGAUUGAUGAUAGGGGGGAACCAACGGCGAAGUGGAAUGAGCAUUUGGAGAGGGGGAGGAAAAGGAAGAGGACAGGCGCAAGCGCAAGCUCGAGUUCGAGGUCGAAACGGAAGGCUAAAGACGAUGGUGCAUCGCGUACUGUGUAGUGCGUUGAGGGAAGAACAGCCAGGGGAACCGGAGAGCAACAGGCCAGCUGGUGAUAUAACAAAUCGUCUGGGGCGUGAAAAGAUACCCGCUGCAUAUUCCGGUUCAUUUACAGGCGUGAUUUCGAUUUUCCUUCUUCAGGGUGUCAUCUGUUCGGCGGGUUAGAG
Molecule: messenger RNA, 1054 nt
Organism: Aaosphaeria arxii CBS 175.79
Lineage: Eukaryota; Fungi; Ascomycota; Dothideomycetes; Pleosporales
Exons: 1
Coding region: 71-889 (272 amino acids)
Source: RefSeq, a predicted model, not a curated record